AUGAAGUUACUGCUCCUACUCAUCCUCUAUCUGACCACAGGUUGUGAAUCUGAAGUGAGAGCAUGUCACCAUCGAUGGGCUGAAAUCACCUGCAAAUAUCCUGAAACAAAUAACAAAUAUCAGAACAUUGAUGUAGUUCUUUCCAAUGGAACACCUGUACAAAGCUUUAAGAAGGACGUGUGGGAAGAAAAUGGCAGAUUUGUCCUCUACCAUGAUACAAAAAAUAAAAAUCUCAAGGUUGCAAUAAAACAUGUUGAAGAGCGAGAGUUUGGGAAGUACAGCUGCAGGUUUUUCCAAAGAUCGAACUCACCUGACAUACAGGAAGGAAAACUGGAGACUGAGCAUGCAAACUGCCCGCGAACAUAUCUCAGCGUGUACACAACAGCGAACAGCACCAUCACAUGUGGUUAUCCAGAUGUUUACGAGUCCCACAUAAAGUUCUUCUGUAAAAAGAACCGUUUUACCUGUGAGGACAUUUUAUCAACGUCAAAAGGGACGUUUACUCUCACAGGCAGCAGCCGUGCCUUUAACAUUUCCAUCAGUCAUGUGACCUCACAGGAUGCUGGUGAUUACUGGUGUGGAGUGGAAUCAAAUGAUGGAAGUUACAGAUUAUCACACACACAAAUACACCUGAAAGUUAUAGACAUUCAACCUUUGACAUCAACUAUUGGACAGAACUCCACAUACCAGUGUAAGUACAACCAGGAUGCCUCCUCAUGUAUAAAAUUCAUCUGCAAAGGAGAAGAUUCAACUGUAUGCAAACAGCUAGUAACCAGCACAGAGCCUGACGUGAACCAGAGGUUUAUAAUGAAAGAGAACAGCGGGAGUAUCACCAUUACAGUGAGAGAAGUAACAGCAAACGAUAGUGGGAUAUACUGGUGUGGAGCAAGAGUCCCUCACAAACACAAUCAAACACAUGACGACUUCUUUGAUGGAUUUCAUUUGAUUCUAGAAACAGGUCCUCCUCUAACCACAGCAACCACCGCAGCUCCUCAGAGUUCUGUGAUGACCUUGAUCCUACGUGUGGCUGGGUUGCAGCUGAUGUUUGCAAUCAUUUUAUUCCUUAUCUAUAAAC
Messenger RNA from Pundamilia nyererei, 1075 nucleotides. Its product is annotated as polymeric immunoglobulin receptor-like. Gene Ontology annotation, cellular component: plasma membrane. The record is from RefSeq and is a predicted model, not a curated record. NCBI's taxonomy places the organism in Eukaryota, Metazoa, Chordata, Actinopteri, Cichliformes, Cichlidae. Gene Ontology annotation, molecular function: transmembrane signaling receptor activity. The annotation marks the transcript as partial. The transcript is spliced from 6 exons.